Molecule: messenger RNA, 1206 nt
Organism: Camelina sativa (false flax)
Lineage: Eukaryota; Viridiplantae; Streptophyta; Magnoliopsida; Brassicales; Brassicaceae
Source: RefSeq, a predicted model, not a curated record
AUGCCAUCUUCAUCUGUUACAUCAACUGGAUUACCUGAUGUUGUUGUUUCUGCACCUCAUACUGCACAAUCAUCAUCUUCAUCUAAUGCAUUCCUACACAGCGAACUUGAUGAGGAGAUAUAUAUGAGUUUACCUCAAGGCUACACUCCAGGUAACUCACAAGUCUUACCUCCGAAUGUUGUAGAUACGUCUUUAUUUGUCAAGUUCAUAGCAACUAGCUUUAUAGCAGUCUUAGUGUAUGUUGACGAUAUUGCUAUUGCUAGUAAUAAUGCUGAGGAUCUGGCUGCACUUAAAACUGUCUUGGCCAACGCUUUUAAAAUCAAGGACUUAGGUCCCCUGCGAUUUUUUCUUGGAUUAGAGAUUGCAAGAACGAGCAAGGGUAUAUUUGUAUGUCAGAGAAAAUAUGCUUUGGACUUACUGGAGAACACUGGAUUAUUAGCAUGUAAGUCGAGUAUUGUUCCUAUGGAUCCGUAUGUUCAUCUUACUAGAGACACAGGAACUCUUCUGGAUUCAUCAAGACCUUACAGAGAGAUCAUUGGCCGUCUUCUCUACUUAAUGAUAACAAGACCUGACAUAACAUUUGUUGUACACCAUCUCAGCCAGUUCCUACAAUUCCCUACUGAUGCUCAUAUGCAAGCUGCACAUCGAAUUCUCAGGUACAUCAAGGGUAGUCCAGGUCAAGGCUUAUUAUACUCUGCAUCUAAUGAAACAUGUGUGAAUGCUUUUGCGGAUGCAGAUUGGGGAACUUGCACUGAUACAAGGCGUUCGAUUACUGGUUUUUGUGUUUACAUUGGCAAGUCACUUAUAUCUUGGAAAUCCAAGAAACAGCAUGUUGCGAGCCAUAGCAGUACAGAGUCUGAGUAUAGAAGCAUGGCUGAAGUCACUAGAGAGGUACUAUGGAUUCAGCAACUUCUUCGGGAUUUCCGUGUUCCUGUUACUGCAGUUGCCAAGCUUUUCUGCGACAACAAGUCUGCUGUUUACAUUGCCACAAAUCAAAUCUUUCACGAACGAACGAAGCACAUCGAGAUUGAUUGUCACAUUGUGCGUGAUCAGAUCAAGCUUGGGAACCUGAAGACAUUACACAUUGGUACGGAGAAUCAACUUGUCGAUAUCCUGACUAAGCCGUUACAACCUCGGCAGUUUCAUUCCUUGCUUAGUCGGAUGGCUUUGCCAAACCUUUACAAUCCUUCUCUGGAUCCGGAUUGA